Messenger RNA from Carya illinoinensis, 417 nucleotides. RefSeq names its product protein LURP-one-related 15-like. Lineage: Eukaryota; Viridiplantae; Streptophyta; Magnoliopsida; Fagales; Juglandaceae. The transcript is spliced from 2 exons. The record is from RefSeq and is a predicted model, not a curated record. The coding region runs from base 43 to 411 and encodes 122 amino acids.
UCUUGAAAUUGCAAUUGAUCAUCAUGUUUGUUUGCGUAGAUAAUGUCUGCACAUGACAGAUGGUAUGUGUAUAGGGGCGAAAGCAAAGAGCCCAAUGAUCUUCUUUUUACUGUUAAGCGAUCUUCAAUGAUCCAAUUCAAGGCCAAAUUACAUGUGUUUUUGGCAAAUAACACAGAAGAAGAGGUAUGCGACUUCAAGGUUGAAGGGAGUUGGUCUGAAAGAAGUUGUGUCGUUUAUGCUGGAGAUUCUCCCAAUAUAGUUGCUCGGAUGUAUAAGAAGACCACCGCUCAAAGUGUUCUGUUCGGAAAAGACAACUUCUCGGUGACUGUUUAUCCUAACGUUGAUUAUGCAUUCAUAAUUGCGCUUAUUGUGAUUCUGGACGACAUUAACAAGGAAAGCGGCGCCGAGUGAUCAGAU